This is a messenger RNA of Ochotona princeps (American pika), 973 nucleotides long. RefSeq names its product transmembrane protein 240 (gene TMEM240). Lineage: Eukaryota; Metazoa; Chordata; Mammalia; Lagomorpha; Ochotonidae. The transcript has 4 exons. Bases 266 to 787 code for a protein of 173 amino acids. The record is from RefSeq and is a predicted model, not a curated record.
AUGCGCCGCGCCGCGCGCAGGGAGGGCCGGAGGGCGGAGCGCCGCGCGCGGGCCGGCCCGGGCCCAGCGACCCCGCAGCGGUCCCCUGCUCCUCCGGGCUCCCCCGCCCGCGUCCCUUCCGCGGCCGGCGGCGUUGCCGCGGCUCGGGCGCCGCGUCCAGGGAGGCGCUGACCUCCGCAGAGGCGGCCGGGGCUCAGCAUCGGGCCGGGGCCGGGGGGGCGCCGGGGCCGGGGGGCGGCGCUCCGGCCCGGCCCGGCCCCGCCCGAUGUCCGUGAGCGCGAACACCAUGAUCUUCAUGAUUCUGGGGGCGUCGGUCGUGAUGGCCAUCGCUUGCUUGAUGGACAUGAACGCGCUGCUGGACCGGUUCCACAACUACAUCCUCCCGCACCUGCGGGGCGAGGACCGCGUCUGCCACUGCAACUGCGGCCGGCACCACGUGCACUACGUGAUCCCGUACGACGGUGACCAGUCGGUGGUGGACGCCUCCGAGAACUACUUUGUGACAGACAACGUGACCAAGCAGGAGAUCGACCUCAUGCUGGGGCUGCUGCUGGGCUUCUGCGUCAGCUGGUUCCUGGUGUGGCUGGACAGCGUGCUGCACUGCGCCGUGCGCACCUGGAGGGCCGGUCGGCGCUACGAUGGCUCCUGGACCUGGCUGCCCAAGCUGUGCAGCCUGAGGGAGCUGGGCCGGCGGCCGCACCGACCCUUCGAGGAGGCAGCCGGGAACAUGGUGCAUGUGAAGCAGAAACUCUACCACAACGGCCACCCCAGCCCGCGGCACCUGUGAGCUGCACCCAGGACGCUCGGGGCCACAGGGCCGCCGGCCAAUGCAGGCAUCACAGGGACCUUGCGGCUGCCCAGGUCGGCAGGACUGGAUGGCAGCUUUGGGCCAGGGGCCUGCGGAGCCGGGCCACCGGGCAGCCCCAGUGGAAGGUGCUGUCUCUUCUUUUUAUAAGGGGGUAGGGGUGGGGAC